GCUCUUUUCAGAGCCACCUACAUUUUCUAACAAAAAGACGUAGCACUUACCUUUGUCAGUCGAAUGGAACAGACAGAACACCAAAGCAAACACCACCCGCCUUUUUAGCACACCAGGCUCAGUGACGUGGUUUCUCACAUUUUGAACCUUUUAAAACAUCUAGUAGCCUCUUUAUUUCGUGGCUUUCGAGUAGUACUGGACAGAUCAGGACUGAGUAUGAAGCCUGCCGCAGUCGGCCGUCCCUAGUUCCCGGGGCAGUACACGAAGGUUAACAUCGUGGGGAAUGCCCAAGGGCAUCGAUUUCGCACAGCACGCCCUGUCCCCUCUCGGAGUCAAGCCGGCAGGCCACGUCCUCCCACUGGCUUGAGUGGUCUACGUCUAGAGACUGGGAAGUCUCGCUACGGUCAGGCCUUGGUUUCCUUACCUGUCGGGGUGAGUGGAGUGCAUGGUCAUGUCCACGUCCGCAAGAGGAGCCACUUCUCCCCGUAAUGGUCUGUGAAGCCGCCCCCACCUCCCAUGUGAAAUGUACGCCUGGACAAGGAGACUUACUCCAGGCAGUGGGGGCAUAAGCCCUUGUAGUCCCCGCCUGUGGGAGGCAGAGGCAGGUGGAUCUGAGCUGGAGGCCAGCCUGCGCUCCAGAGUUCCAGGACAGCCAGAAACAGAGACGCCCUGUCUUGCGGGGGAUGUGGGGUGGCGGGGAACAGGUUAGAUACACCAUGAAAUCGCCACUCUGGUUUCUUCGAAGCUUCUAGCUGGAAUCCCUUCAGCAUUUAUAAUCUGUUGUCGCAAAUAUAAUUUCGUUUCACUUCCCUGUACUUAAAUGAUUUCAAAACCGAUCUGACUUAAGUAUUAAAGCAUGUGUUGUGCUGCAAACGUUUAACCCUAGCAUUCGGGAGGCAGUCAGGCAGAUCCGGGAGUUCGAGACUAGCCUGGGCCACGCAACGAUGAAUCACGUCGGAUACACUAAGGAAACUGUGUCAGAAUGAGAGCGAAAAACAGUAAUGACAGCAGUUUAAAUGGUUCCCAUACUAAAACGUUUUACAGGAUUUUUUGCUGCGUGGCACGGUUAAAUAAUUUUCUCAUUAGUUGAUUGUUUGGUUCAUUAAAAGGUAUUCCAAGUUAAACAGCAUCGUCCUAUAAAGUGCUAAAAGGGAAAACGUAAACGGGGAGAGGUAACGGGAUUUGCUUCCUUCCUUUCCAUGUAUAUCCUAUACUGUCAAAUUAUCUUUCUUGUUUAAGGAAGGUGGGGCAGGAAUCACAUUAAAUGGUGGGACACAGACUUUGCUCUUAAAUGGAGUAAAAUAGAAUUGAAAGCCGCUGAAUUCCUGCGCCGCUGAGAGCCCCUCCCCCUUCCGCAGGCACUUCCGCCUGGCGCUUCCUGCUUUCACUCCGGUCCGCACGUUCCCUAUAAGACAGAACUGCUUUCCCGGGAAGCCAUCAGUUUGCUUUUCGGCGGCUGUUCUCUUCUUUGUCAUCAUGUCUGGUCGCGGCAAGGGCGGUAAGGGUCUCGGAAAAGGAGGCGCCAAGCGCCACCGCAAGGUCCUGCGCGACAACAUCCAGGGCAUCACCAAGCCCGCCAUCCGCCGCCUGGCCCGGCGUGGCGGCGUCAAGCGCAUCUCCGGCCUCAUCUACGAGGAGACCCGCGGGGUGCUGAAGGUGUUCCUGGAGAACGUGAUCCGCGACGCCGUCACCUACACGGAGCACGCCAAGCGCAAGACCGUCACCGCCAUGGACGUGGUCUACGCGCUCAAGCGCCAGGGGCGCACGCUCUACGGCUUCGGCGGCUGAGUUAGCCAGGGGUCUGUGCGCCGUCUUUUACAUAAAGGCCCUUUUUAGGGCCACCACACCUUCUACAAAGGAGCUGAACCGGUUUCCAGUGUUACGAGGCUGUUUCCUUGGCCCGUAACCUACCUCCUCUGAAGUUUGGUAAAGAUUAACUUUCUCUGUCCUUCCGGGAACUGCAGCACUACAGGAACUGGCGCUGAUUGUUUCAGGAACCCCGCGGCCUCCCCACAACCACUGGGCUGCGUUUGGAAGUCCGAGGAGUUUCAUAAUCGGCAUUUAAGUGUGUAAGUGCACACUCAGGUACAGG
Molecule: messenger RNA, 2092 nt
Organism: Peromyscus eremicus (cactus mouse)
Lineage: Eukaryota; Metazoa; Chordata; Mammalia; Rodentia; Cricetidae
Product: histone H4
Exons: 1
Coding region: 1477-1788 (103 amino acids)
Biological process (GO): nucleosome assembly
Cellular component (GO): nucleosome
Molecular function (GO): DNA binding; structural constituent of chromatin; protein heterodimerization activity
Source: RefSeq, a predicted model, not a curated record